AAAAAAAAACUACCGGUAAUUCGAGAGCCGUCUAGCCUCCCAGCUGACAGACAGUCACCUGUAUCUUCUUUCCAGUAUACAACAGCACAACACUUUUUAUUCCCUUUGAAUGUCUUUUUUGUUUGAGCUCUCUCAGAUUCACUUGGAAGUCUGGAUAUGGUUCCUGUCAUUCAAUCAGGCACCGCGUGAGCCAGAGCCAGCCGAGAGCUCGAGCGAAGAGUCGGUUAGUCCGAGCAGCAUCAGUGUCUGUCUGCGUGUGUCGGACUCUCUUUCACAAUGUCGGGCGUGACGCUACAGGGCAGCUGUCUGCGGGGUCUGGCUGAAGGUGACCUCAUGGACCCUGAGUUCCAGCAGCGUGUAGAGGAUGCCAUUGCCCUUCUCCGGCAGGAGAUCCAGAGGGAACUGAAGAUCAAAGAGGCGGCUGAGCGACUGCGACGGGCGGUGACCAACCGCAAGAAUGCUGCCGAUGUGGACGGUCAGCUUAGAGCCUCUAGCCGCAAACUCGAGCAGCUCCACUGGGAGCUGCAGGAGCUGAAUGCACGUGCUAUGGCCACACAGAAAGAGACUGUGUCAGACGAUGCCACCUCUCCAGACCCUUGCCAUUGGGAAGAGGUCACGUCACCCUUGGGCAGCCGUGUCCGUACUUUGAAAAAACAGCUUACCAUGGAGCUCAAAGUAAAACAAGGAGCUGAGAACAUCAUCCAGACCUACGCCAACAGCUCUGUCAAGGAUCGGAAGAUGUUGUCCACUGCCCAGCAGAUGCUGCAGGAUAGCAAGACGAAAAUCGAGCUGCUUCGCAUGCAGAUUGUCAAAGUCACCCAGGCCAGAGAAGGAGAGCGGGAGACCACACAGCCAGAGGGUCGCCCUUCUGAAACCAUUAGUCCGCUUGAUUUGCGGGUGGAGGAGCUCAGGCACCAUCUGAAGAUUGAGGCAGCUGUGGCAGAAGGUGCCAAAAACGUGGUCAAGCAGCUAGGAGUACGCAAAGUGCAGGACCGACGUGCUCUAGCAGAGGCUCAGGCCCGUUUGCAGGAGUCCUCUCAGAAACUGGACCUUUUGCGCUUGUCUCUAGAGCAGCGGCUUGGAGAGCUUCCACAUGAUCAUCCCAAACGAGCUGCCAUUAAAGAGGAGCUAACAGUGGGGUCCUCACCUGUCGUUGGGUUGCAUAGAGAUCGCCUUCGUUCUUCUUCUUCAGCAUCCUCUUCACUCUUCAAACCAUCCAGCCUGACAGGGCGACUGGAAGUCAGGUUGAUGGGUUGUCAGGACCUGCUGGAGUCAGUUCCAGGUCGUUGUCGGGUAAGCAACAUGUCCUCUGCCCCUGGAAGUCCCUCUGAGUCCAAAUCACUAAGGAUGAGAACUGGUCUCUCCACCCGCAGCGCCAACGGCAAGACCACCAAGACGGACGAGCUCUCAUCUGAGAUCAGUGCUGUAUUGAAGGUGGAUAACAAGAUAGUUGGUCGCACACAUUGGCGGCCGCUGAGUAAGGAGGCUUGGAAUCAGAGCUUUAGCAUUGAACUCGAGCGGUCUCGGGAGCUGGAGAUUGCAGUGUACUGGCGAGACUGGAGGUCCCUGUGUGCCGUAAAGUUCCUGCGUUUAGAAGACUUCCUAGACAACCAGCGACACAGCAUGUGUCUUUAUCUAGAGCCACAGGGCACACUGUUCACAGAGGUGAGAUUCAUUAACCCUGUCAUUGAGCGGCAUCCUAAACUACAACGACAGAAACGGAUUUUCCCAAAAGAAAAAGGGAAAAAUUUCCUGCGGGCAGCGCAAAUGAAUAUGAACUUUGCCACUUGGGGGCGUCUAAUGAUGAGCGUGCUGCCCCCCUGCAACAGCACCAUCACCGCCCUGAGCCCUCCGCUGCCCGGCUCUGAACCCAUGUCCCCCCCAUCCGUAUUCACGCCCCCUUCCUCUGGAGAGUCUGCAGUUGUUAAACUGAAUUUCAGUGAGGAGCGUCCUGCCAAGCCCCCGCGCCUCCUCUUGGCAAAGAACCCUACAACUGACGAAUCGCUUUCUGGGACUUGUACCAGAGUGAAUCCCUGUGAGGAUCGACAAGUUCUCAAAGGCAGACCUGCAUCCCAGCCUACACCUCAGAGGAAAGAGGGGAUGCAGAUGGAGGACUUCAGCUGCAUUUCUGUUUUAGGAAGAGGGCACUUUGGAAAGGUCCUGCUGGCUGAGUUCAAGAGAACUGGGAAACUAUAUGCCAUCAAAGCUCUGAAGAAAGGGGACGUUGUGACCCGGGAUGAAGUGGACAGUUUAAUGUGUGAAAAGAGGAUUUUUGAGACCAUCAAUGUGUCCCGUCAUCCUUUCUUGGUGAACCUAUAUGGGUGUUUCCAGACACCUGACCAUGUGUGCUUUGUGAUGGAAUAUUCACCUGGAGGAGACCUGAUGACACACAUCCACAAUAACAUCUUCUCUGAAAGGCAGGCUAGGUUUUAUUCUGCAUGUGUAUUACUGGGCCUGGAGUUUCUGCACCAAAACCGGAUUGUCUAUAGGGACCUAAAGCUGGACAAUCUGUUAAUGGAUUCUGAUGGCUUUGUGAGAAUUGCAGAUUUUGGACUUUGCAAAGAAGGUAUGGGACAUGGCGAUCGCACGUCAACCUUUUGUGGAACCCCAGAGUUCCUGGCCCCGGAGGUUUUGACAGACAGCACUUACACCCGCGCAGUGGACUGGUGGGGGUUGGGUGUGCUCAUCUAUGAGAUGCUAGUGGGAGAGUCUCCAUUUCCCGGUGAUGAUGAGGAGGAAGUGUUUGACAGCAUAGUGAACGAUGAAGUGCGCUAUCCCAGGUUUUUGUCCCCUGAGUCGGUCUCUUUGGUCCAAAAGUUGUUGCAGAAGAACCCAGAAAAACGACUAGGAGCAGGAGACCAAGAUGCCAAUGAAGUGAAGAAACACAGGUUUUUUCAGGGCAUGGACUGGGAAGCCCUGUUGGCCAAAAGAGCCAAACCUCCGUUCCUGCCGUCAAUAAAAGCACCAGCAGACGUCAGUAACUUUGACGAGGAGUUCACGCGCCUGAAGCCAGUCCUGACACCUCCGCAGACUCCAUUCUUCCUCACCGCCGAGCAGCAGGAGUUCUUUGCAGACUUUGACUUCUCUGCUUUGCACUGACUUCCACUCGAUUACACUCCGAAGGGGUUGUGACAUAUCAAAUCUCUGCUUUCUUUUCUCUCUGUCUUGUUUAUCCAAUUAUUCUCUCCCUUGAGUUAUGCAGUCGAAUCAAGUGAAGCUGGCCCCGUGUCACCCUUUAAAAGCUGCUGUACGAUUUUUCCAUGAAGCUGGCUGCAGAUUUGUGCUUAACCUCCAAAGACUGUCCAGACUGGACUUCAAAACCAAGAGGAAACCAUGUGAUCGCCCCCGACCAAAACUUUGCAGCUACCACUGUGAGUAAGCUCAGACCUGCUCCGACCAUCCCUGAUAUUUAUGCAUGCAGUUAUAAACGUAUAUUAAUGUUAUUUUUGGGAUGUUACACUGUUUGUCGUGUGCAGAUGCUUAUUUUUAGUCAGCUGUUAAAAUAAAGAGAAGUCUUCCUGUUACAAUGAACUAUGAUGCCAAAAUAUACUUGCACUCUUUCUGAACAGAUAAUGAUUUUUCCGAACGCUGUGCCGUUUUGAAAGAUUUCUGAUGUAGCGCUGAUCCGAGCGAUACAUCUUAAGCUCCUUAAGUUCCAGGCUGUAACUAUGGGACUGUGUGCUCGGUGUUAGAUCAUGCAAAUUCUUCCACGCUCAGUCUAUGUGAUGUAUGUUCAUGUUAAACCCUCACGUUUUGAUCUCUGGUUGUCCCUAAUCUGGAUUUGAUUUAGGAUUAAAUGUUGCUUGUUGAUUUUGGACCAGUUCUCAACUUUCCAAACCCAGUACUUCCAGACGUCUCGUGACUUUUUGGCUUUAAACGGCGACUUGCUCUAUCCUGCCUUUCUAUUUAUAGUCUUCCUCUGGACAAAUGUAGGACUGUUGCAUUAGACUAGGCAUAUUCUACUCGAUGUCUUGGCAUGAUACGGUUAGCACUUUCACUCACUACUAAGCUGAUAUUUAAACAGUCCUACUGUUUUGCUCUCUGUAUCACGUAUUAUAGAAGCUGAUUACGUUGUUCCUUAUUUAACAUGUUUGUCUAAAUUUUACUUUUCUACAUCAGGCCACCAUUGCAUCUUUGUCAAUGUGGUUUGCUACUGAUAGGUUACACUGUGAACAAAAUGACACUAAAAUAUUUAAAUGAAAUUUGUCAUUUCUAUGAGCCACAUGAAGGAUAAUAAAAUAUGUAAGUAAAUGUAAUUGAAUGGGAAUGAAUGUAUUUUCAGAAAUAAAAUACAAUGUGAUCAUGUU
Molecule: messenger RNA, 4307 nt
Organism: Pimephales promelas (fathead minnow)
Lineage: Eukaryota; Metazoa; Chordata; Actinopteri; Cypriniformes; Leuciscidae
Gene: pkn3
Product: protein kinase N3
Biological process (GO): protein phosphorylation; signal transduction
Molecular function (GO): ATP binding; protein serine/threonine kinase activity; small GTPase binding
Source: RefSeq, a predicted model, not a curated record